Anopheles maculipalpis is the source of this 387-nucleotide messenger RNA. RefSeq lists its product as uncharacterized. The transcript is spliced from 2 exons. Lineage: Eukaryota; Metazoa; Arthropoda; Insecta; Diptera; Culicidae. Bases 144 to 380 code for a protein of 78 amino acids. The record is from RefSeq and is a predicted model, not a curated record.
UUUUUCCUUUCCACAAACAUCCAAUUUAUCAAUAGCUUUGGUGCAUCGAUAUCUCUAGAAGCAUAAAUCCGAAAGCAUAAGAUCGGAUCCCGGGGUGAGCGCAUACAUCGUACCCACCGGCAAACACACAGCACUGCAAUAACAUGAUUCAACUGUUGGACCGCGUGCUGAGCUUCAUAAACUACUGGUGGUUUCGGUACUUGAUGAUAACGGAGCUGUACAUGGUGGAAAGCUGGGAACGAGUCACGAUACAUGUUUUUCUGUUCGCAAUAUUCCUCGUUCAAUGGUAUUUCAACUGCAAGGUAGUUCUUCCCUUUACCGGGAGCCUACUUGGCAUUCAACCGGUGGGUCAGCCGACAGGUUCGUUACCACUCUCUUGAAGCAGCA